This is a messenger RNA of Zygosaccharomyces rouxii, 981 nucleotides long. It is a transcript of the gene VID24, whose product is annotated as glucose-induced degradation complex subunit VID24. Gene Ontology annotation, biological process: proteasome-mediated ubiquitin-dependent protein catabolic process; negative regulation of gluconeogenesis; protein targeting to vacuole. NCBI's taxonomy places the organism in Eukaryota, Fungi, Ascomycota, Saccharomycetes, Saccharomycetales, Saccharomycetaceae. The record is from RefSeq and is a predicted model, not a curated record. The transcript has a single exon. Bases 1 to 981 code for a protein of 326 amino acids. Gene Ontology annotation, cellular component: extrinsic component of membrane; GID complex.
AUGAUCAACGAGAGUACAAAGAACGUCAAAGGUGGCAAGCAGCAGCAACAGCAGCCACCUUAUGCACACGAAGAAUCUGCGGAUACCGUUGUGAGUGUCACACCCACUUCCGCGAAAGCAUCUGCAGUGAGUGCUGCUGUACAACUCCCCGGUCUGCUUCGGCAAGAACCCCAACGUAGUAGUUCAAGAGAUAGUCUUGGAUCUUUACAACAACUGGUCGAUAGGGGCGAUGAAGACUGCUCCGGUUGUGACAAACCGUAUAUCGAUGAAGAUUGGUCCAGUUACGGAGUUUCACCGCCCGUAAGAAGUCCAAGUUCGAACAGCUGCACAACGACUACUAAUUAUUUGAGACCGCGCAUGCAGUUUACCGGAUAUCAAAUCUCCGGUUAUAAAAAAUACCAAGUGGUCAUAAAUCUGAAAACGGUAGGUUUACCAACAUGCGGAGUUACAUCUGCGUCGCCUCAUAUUACCGGGUUUCUUACGAUCAGAGGGUUGACGAACCAACAUCCGGAAAUCACCACAUAUUUCGAAGCAUUUGCGGUUACGCACAGGGAAUUGGGAUUUUUAUCUUCGAGCUGGUCAAAGGACUCUGUGCUGAAUUCGUGCAGAGCCGAUGAUCAAACGGAUUUGGAGCACUGGUUAAAUUUUCCCGCGUUCAAAGAAUUAUUUUUACACGGGUCUAAAGAUGGCGCUCCGACUUUGAACGAUGUUAUAGACGGCACUUGUGAAUUUGACAAUUAUCUGGAACAGAGGUUUGUGUUUAUGCGCUGGAAGGAAAAAUAUUUGGUGCCGGAGGAUUUAUCCGACGGUGUGGAGGGAGCUUCUUACGAUGGAUUCUAUUACAUCGUUCACGAUCAAGUUACGGGAAAUGUACAAGGUUUUUACUAUCAUAAAGAUGCGGAAAAAUUCCAGCAGUUAGAGCUUGUACCGUCAUCCGAGACUGCGGUCGAGUGCUCUAGCUGUGAUUUUGAAAUGGCAUGA